AUGAUUGUCGACAUUGCCCUUAUUGCCAGUCUAGCGAUUGCUUCAGUGGCUGCUCAUGCGUCUGGCGAUAUUGUCAAGUCCAAUGCACUCUCUAGUGUAAAAUCUUCCAGCCAUCGUGCUGCCGUCAAUCCAACAAUGUCCUAUACUUUGGGUGCUCCAUUGUUGACUGGAUCAAUGUCCAUCUAUUAUAUCUACUAUGGUACUUGGAGUGCUGCUCAAAAAUCCAUUAUUGAAGAUUUCACCAAUGGGCUUGGACAGUCUACGUGGUGGGGCGUACUCAAGGGUUACUAUUCUCAACAAACCACCUCUGGUCAAAAAACAUUUGUAAGCGGAGCCUGUGCGCUUGGUGGAACUGUCAGCGACAACUAUACGCUUGGAAAGUCGCUCUCUGGAACCAAUAUUCCCGAUCUUAUCAAUACAUAUGUUGGAUCGGGUGCACUCCCAGACGACCCAAAUGGCGUGUACGUUGUAUUGACUGCUCCCGAUGUCAGCGAGUCUGUGCGUGCUGAUGCAAGCAAUACUGGCACCUUUUGCAAAGACUACUGUGGCUAUCACUUGACCACCACUCUUGCUUCAGGCUCCCGUGUGCCCUAUGCUAUGGUUGGAAACCCAAGUGUCUCGUGCAUGAACGGCUGUGGUCCUUCACAAAAUGCAAAUGCGUCACCUAACGGUGAUGCUGGUGUUGAUGCUAUGCUUAAUACUGUAGCUGGACAGAUUGCCUCGGCUGUCAUCAACCCUCAAUCCGAUGGUAUUCGCGCCUGGCAGGAUGCUAAUGGAUUUGAAGGAAGCGAUCUUUGCUCCUUCUCAUUUGGAACAACAGCCAAGACUGCUAACGGAGGUACCUACAACUUGGGAUGGGCAAACCGCAAUUUCCUCAUCCAGCAAAACUGGGAUUUAACAUCACAGUCCUGCAUUUCUGGUGGUACUGGUACUCCACCACCAAUUCCAAGUUCUAGUACCACUACCGUAACUACCACUACCGUAGCUACUACUGCUGUAUCUACUACCGAUGGAUCUACUACUGCUCUACCCACUACUGAUGUAACUACUACUGCUGUAUCUACUACUGAUGGAUCUACUACUGCUCUACCCACUAUUGACGAAUCUAGUACUACACGCACCACCACUGCUCGUACCACUAAACGUACUACUACUGCACGCACCACUACUAAACGUACUACUACUGCACGCACCACUACUAAACGUACUACUACUGCACGCACCACUACUAAACGUACUACUACUGCGCGUACCACUACUAAACGUACUACUGCUGUACCUACUCCAACUACCGGUUGUGAUUUCCACGACAUUUGCUGCCUCUAUGUUGGUCAUAACUGCGACUAUUGGCAAUGA
This is a messenger RNA of Batrachochytrium dendrobatidis JAM81, 1356 nucleotides long. RefSeq lists its product as uncharacterized. Lineage: Eukaryota; Fungi; Chytridiomycota; Chytridiomycetes; Rhizophydiales. The record is from RefSeq and is a predicted model, not a curated record. The coding region runs from base 1 to 1356 and encodes 451 amino acids. The transcript has 2 exons.